CGUUCCCUGCGGGUUGCCGUAGAUUUUACACCAGUUCACGCAAUGCAUUGUGGGUAGGUCAGCUGCAGAGAGGACUGAGAGGGCGCCAUGUGCUUGUGAAGCAGAGAGAGCGAAACGAUACCCGGCUGAGACACACUCGGCUCGUUUUAAAUUUACAAAGAGACACCGGCGGGGGGGAAAGGCUCCAGCUGACGCCAGCAUGUACCGCACCAGACGCUGCCUGAGGACCGCGCUGCGGCUCGCGGCGACAUCUCACCGGCAACAGCUUCAGAAUAAAACGCCGGCCGUGUGUGCUCUCCGGCUUUUGGGGUCCAGCCCAGCCGUCCGCUCGGACGCCUUCGCUACCCCUGCUCUCGACGGGGCGCCCAAACAGUACUCCCCGAAAAUUCAACAGCUCGUCGGUGACAUUGCCAACCUCACACUACUAGAGGUGUCGGACCUGAACGAGCUCCUCAAGAAAACUCUGAACAUUCAGGACGUUGGAAUGAUGCCGAUGGCUGCAUCAGCUACACCUGCUGCUGCCGCAGAAGAGGAGGCUGAGCCGGUCAAGAAGGAGCAAACUCACUUCACAGUAAAAUUGACCGAAUUGAAAGCAGCUGAAAAAGUCAAACUUAUAAAAGAGGUGAAGAACUGCAUGCAAGGCCUGAAUCUGGUGCAGGCUAAGAAACUAGUGGAGGCACUUCCGCAGGAAAUCCGAGCCAACGUACCCAAAGAAGACGCCGAGAAACUGAAAGCAGCCCUGGAGGCAGCAGGCGGCACCGUGGUGUUGGAGUAAAUGCUCGGCCCGCCUGUUCUCCACCGGUUCGCUGCUCAUCUCAUGCACUUCGUCCGUCAUUCUCCUAUUGCUUUCUUCUUUCUUUUUUUUUUUUACGUGACAAAGAGGAACAUCCUGGGAAACAAAGAAAUGCCUUCUGACAUUAAUGUCUCUUAACAGCAUCAGAUAAGGCAGAACAACUCGGACUGAACUGUUCAGGCACACAGCCUGCACCAAUGGCCGAACAGCUGUUUGCCUUUCGAUCUGUCUGCUCAUGUUUCGUUGUGAUACUUGGGAAGCAAGCAACAGAUUAGCCCGGCUGAUCAGUAAUUAUGUUGGUCAAUUUGUGUGUGUGUGUGUGUGUGUGUGUGUGUACGUUUUAACUUUUCACAGAAAAAAGGUUUAUGCUGUAGGGAAAUGGUUCCCUAUGUUGAGGAACACACUGUAUCUAGUUCAGGACGGCUGGGCUAAGUCCUUUUACUUUAGUUAAUGUGAUUAAAGUUGAAAUAUCCAUAAAUAUUUACCUUCUUA
Pungitius pungitius (ninespine stickleback) is the source of this 1285-nucleotide messenger RNA. It is a transcript of the gene mrpl12, whose product is annotated as mitochondrial ribosomal protein L12. Gene Ontology annotation, biological process: translation. The record is from RefSeq and is a predicted model, not a curated record. Gene Ontology annotation, molecular function: structural constituent of ribosome; mRNA binding. Gene Ontology annotation, cellular component: mitochondrial large ribosomal subunit; ribosome. The coding region runs from base 200 to 775 and encodes 191 amino acids. Lineage: Eukaryota; Metazoa; Chordata; Actinopteri; Perciformes; Gasterosteidae. The transcript has 5 exons.